Molecule: messenger RNA, 2431 nt
Organism: Symphalangus syndactylus (siamang)
Lineage: Eukaryota; Metazoa; Chordata; Mammalia; Primates; Hylobatidae
Gene: FKBP4
Product: FKBP prolyl isomerase 4
Molecular function (GO): peptidyl-prolyl cis-trans isomerase activity; protein binding
Source: RefSeq, a predicted model, not a curated record
GGGCAGGCAGCCAGAAGGAGGCAAGAACCAGAAAAAAAAAGAAAAAAAAUUCCGAAGCGCCCGCAGCACUGAGCCCAAACCGGCUUAGUCCCGCCGUCUCUAGAAAGUUCUGCACCCGCCCCCUCUGUCCGCGCUCCCGCUCCUCCCAGCCCCUCCUUCGCGGCGGGGCGGGACCAAUCGCUCCCCGAGCCGCUCCUGACCCACCUACCCCAGCUCUCGCGCCGCGUGCAGAGGUGCUCAAGCCUCCUCGCUGUCCGCAGUCGGUGCCGCCGCGUCCGGCCUCCCGCACGCCCCGCAGGUAGCGCCCCCGCCCGCGGCCCAGAGUGCGCUCGCGCCCGCACCAGCUCCCGGAUAAACGGCGCGCCGCGCGGAGAUGACAGCCGAGGAGAUGAAGGCGACCGAGAGCGGGGCGCAGUCGGCGCCACUGCCCAUGGAGGGAGUGGACAUCAGCCCCAAACAGGACGAAGGCGUGCUGAAGGUCAUCAAGAGAGAGGGCACAGGUACAGAGAUGCCCAUGAUUGGGGACCGAGUCUUUGUCCACUACACUGGCUGGCUAUUAGAUGGCACAAAGUUUGACUCCAGUCUGGAUCGCAAGGACAAAUUCUCCUUUGACCUGGGAAAAGGGGAGGUCAUCAAGGCUUGGGACAUUGCCAUAGCAACCAUGAAGGUGGGGGAGGUGUGCCACAUCACCUGCAAACCAGAAUAUGCCUACGGUUCAGCAGGCAGUCCUCCAAAGAUUCCCCCCAAUGCCACACUUGUAUUUGAGGUGGAGUUGUUUGAGUUUAAGGGAGAAGAUCUGACGGAAGAGGAAGAUGGCGGAAUCAUUCGCAGAAUACAGACUCGCGGUGAAGGCUACGCUAAGCCCAAUGAGGGCGCUAUCGUGGAGGUUGCACUGGAGGGGUACUACAAGGACCAGCUCUUUGACCAGCGGGAGCUCCGCUUUGAGAUUGGCGAGGGGGAGAACCUGGAUCUGCCUUAUGGUCUGGAGAGGGCCAUUCAGCGCAUGGAGAAAGGAGAACAUUCCAUUGUGUACCUCGAGCCCAGCUAUGCUUUUGGCAGUGUUGGAAAGGAAAAGUUCCAGAUCCCACCAAACGCUGAGCUGAAAUAUGAAUUACACCUCAAGAGUUUUGAAAAGGCCAAGGAGUCUUGGGAGAUGAAUUCAGAAGAGAAGCUGGAACAGAGCACCAUAGUGAAAGAGCGGGGCACUGUGUACUUCAAGGAAGGCAAAUACAAGCAAGCUUUACUACAGUAUAAGAAGAUCGUGUCUUGGCUGGAAUAUGAGUCUAGUUUUUCCAAUGAGGAAGCACAGAAGGCACAGGCCCUUCGACUGGCCUCUCACCUCAACCUGGCCAUGUGUCAUCUGAAACUACAGGCCUUCUCUGCUGCCAUUGAAAGCUGUAACAAGGCCCUAGAACUGGACAGCAACAACGAGAAGGGCCUCUUCCGCCGGGGAGAGGCCCACCUGGCCGUGAAUGACUUUGAACUGGCACGGGCUGAUUUCCAGAAGGUCCUGCAGCUCUACCCCAACAACAAAGCCGCCAAGACCCAGCUGGCUGUGUGCCAGCAGCGGAUCCGAAGGCAGCUUGCCCGGGAGAAGAAGCUCUAUGCCAAUAUGUUUGAGAGGCUGGCUGAGGAGGAGAACAAGGCCAAGGCAGAGGCUUCCUCAGGAGACCAUCCCACUGACACAGAGAUGAAGGAGGAGCAGAAGAGCAACACGGCAGGGAGCCAGUCUCAGGUGGAGACAGAAGCAUAGCCCCUCUCCACCAGCCCUACUCCUGCGGCUGCCUGCCCCCCAGUCUCCCCACUCCACCCUGUUAGUUUUGUAAAAACUGAAGAAUUUUGAGUGAAUUAGACCUUUAUUUUUCUAUCUGGUUGGAUGGUGGCUUUAGGGGAAGGGGGAAAGGCGUAGGCUGGGGGAAUGAGGUGGGGAAUCAUUUUAGCUGGUGUCACCCCUCUUCCCUUCCUCCAUUGCACAUGAACAUAUGUCCAUCCAUAUAUAUUCAUCAGAAUGUUAAUUUAUUUUGCUCCCUCUGUUAGGUCCAUUUUCUAAGGGUAGAAGAGGCAAGUGGUAGGGAUGGGGUCUGAUAUGAACCCAGGGUGGAGAGGGAGACUCCUGGGCAGCCGUUUUCCUCAUCCUUUCCCUCUCCCGGUCCAUUUCCAAACGUGGCCUCCAUGUGGGUGCUAGGGACAUGGGAAAAACCACUGCUAUGCCAUUUCUUCUCUCUGUUCCCUUCCUCACCCCCAACGGUGUGGCUGAUGAUGUCUUCUGGUGUCAUGGUGACCACCCCUUGUUCCCUGUUCUGGUAUUUCCCCUGUCAGUUUCCCCUCUCGGCCCUGUUGUGUCCCGAAAUCCCCUCAGCCUCUGCACGUUGCUGAAGGUCCAGGCUUGCCUCAAGUUCCGUGCUUGAGCAAUAAAGUGGAAACAAUAAAA